AUGCCUCUCAUCACUCCAGCUAUGCGUCGUGCGCCACCUCAACCCCCCACCAGCAGCCCCGCUGUCGGCUCCUCAAGCACCGCAACUUUAGGUCCGCAAUCACUCCCUCCGCUUCCUACGAUACCUCUAACACCCGAGACGUUAGGCAAGAUCAAGGAACCGGUAAAGAGAAUCGCAAGCGAAGAAGACGUAGAGAAAUGGAAGCAAUCCACCUCAUACUCCACCUACCUCUUAUUCCUCCAGCGGGUAGCUGAGGCUUGUGUUGGCAAAUAUGCUCGCUUACCCCCUCCCCCCUCACCUUCCUCUACCGCCACAAACCCAUUCGAGAAACUUAUACAGCUGCUACACGAGCUCAACUCAUGGACAGAUAACAUUGAGCCUCAGGCAAAACCACAACGAUUCGGCAACCUAGCGUUUCGGGAUUGGGGCCAACGCCUCUCAGACCGGAUAGAUAGACUGCAUGAGGAGCUACUGCCGGAAAGAUUGCAUGCGUUUGUACCGGAAUUGAAGGGGUAUUUGGGGGAUGCCUGGGGGAGUUUUACGAGGAUCGAUUAUGGGAGUGGACAUGAGUUGGCGUUUUUUGCUUGGGUUGGGUUUCUCUAUAGACUUGGAUUCUUUACAGAGGUGGGAAAGGGGGAGGAGGAGGGAGAGACGAUAGCAGAUGAAGCAGUGGAAGAAAGGAUAGGACUCGAGAUCUUUCCCCUCUACCUCCUCGUCGUUUGGCGAUUACAGGAUCGGUACGGGUUGGAACCAGCAGGAUCUCACGGAGUUUGGGGUUUAGACGAUUUCCAAUUUCUGCCUUAUGUCCUUGGUGCUGCGCAACUUCGCACUCAAUCUUCACUCCGCCCCUCACAAAUAGUACCGCUUUCUUCCCACCCCUCAAUUCUCAACGGACAGCUUGGCAGCAAAAGGGAUCCAGAGAGGCUUAUUUCUGCCCCUCUUACCCUACCCACCUCUCUCCUCGUCGAAGGAGGAGAAAGAGUGGUGAUACCGAAUCUAUACCUCACCUCACUACUCCGCAUUCAGGUACUAAAAAGAGGACCAUUCCACGAACACAGCCCAUUGUUACACGAUAUCGCUACGACGGUGCCGAAUUGGGUUAAGGUGUAUGGCGGGAUGGUGAAGAUGUACUGUGCGGAAUGUUUAGGGAAGAAGGUUGUUGUUCAGCAUUUCUCCUUUGGAGGAACUGGCUAUGUAUGGGAGGAUAGGCCAAUAGUGGUGAAUGCAGGGGUUGCGUUAGAGGUGGGUGGAGCAGGGGGAGGAGGAGGGAGGGGUAUGGCAUUAGGCGGAACGCGGGGAAAUAUGGGUAGUAUGGGGAUCCCAACUGCUCGAGUCACGACGACUUUGAGAGGUGGGAUUGGCGGCUUGCCGGGGAGUAUGUGCCCAGGGAGGAUACCGGGAGGAGGAGGGGAAGGAAGGAGAGAUGGUGCAUUGGGUCAUGCUCUGGGGUUAGGGCCAAGAGUUGGCAGAGGAGGGGGGUUGGGGACGAUGCCUGCUACAAGAGCACCUGGGGUGCAGAUGAGUGCCGUUCCGCCUUUGCGGACUCGGGCUCCAGCUGCAUCGCCGUCUUCAGCUCAAGCGACUUCUAGCGAUGAAGGCAAGGUCGACGAUGAAGGGAAGCAGGAUUCGUGA
This is a messenger RNA of Ustilago hordei, 1632 nucleotides long. RefSeq names its product related to RRD1 - Resistant to Rapamycin Deletion (protein phosphatase 2A regulator activity). The transcript has a single exon. The coding region runs from base 1 to 1632 and encodes 543 amino acids. Gene Ontology annotation, biological process: mitotic spindle organization. The record is from RefSeq and is a predicted model, not a curated record. Gene Ontology annotation, molecular function: peptidyl-prolyl cis-trans isomerase activity; protein tyrosine phosphatase activator activity. Gene Ontology annotation, cellular component: nucleus; cytoplasm; protein phosphatase type 2A complex. Lineage: Eukaryota; Fungi; Basidiomycota; Ustilaginomycetes; Ustilaginales; Ustilaginaceae.